GCUCACACACGCUGUUGCUACUUCCUUCCUCCCUCCCCCUCCUUGCCUGCUUCCGCCGCUACCUGCUCCUCCGCCUCCGCUCCGCCCUCCUCCCCUCCGCCGUCGCCGUCGCCGUCGCCGGGACACGCUCAAGCCAGGACUUGUUUUCCGAAGAAUAUGUCUUGCUUUGGAUGCUGUGGUGAUGAAGAUACUCAAAGAGCACCAGACAACAGGAAUCAAUACCCAGGAAGCCAUCCAGCAAGGAAUGAUGCAUAUCGCACUGCCGAUCCAACUCCUAAAGGUCCUCAACCUGUGAAAGUGCAACCCAUUGCAGUUCCUGCCAUUCCUAUGGAUGAAAUUAGGGAGGCUACUCAGGGUUUUGGUGAUGAAGCUUUGAUUGGUGAGGGUUCCUUUGGUAGAGUAUAUUUUGGUACUCUAAGAAAUGGCAGAGGUGCAGCAAUCAAAAAGCUGGAUUCCAGUAAGCAGCCAGACCAAGAAUUGCUGGCACAGGUAUCUAUGGUGUCAAGGCUUAAGCAUGAAAAUGUUGUUGAGUUACUUGGUUACUGUCUUGAUGGCAACACCCGUGUCCUAGCUUAUGAGUUUGCCACUAUGGGCUCUCUUCAUGAUAUGCUUCAUGGAAGGAAAGGUGUUAAAGGGGCUCAGCCAGGUCCGGUCUUAUCAUGGAUACAACGGGUGAAGAUAGCUGUUGGUGCAGCGAAAGGCCUAGAGUAUCUUCAUGAGAAAGCACAGCCUCACGUCAUACACAGGGACAUCAAGUCCAGCAAUGUUCUUCUCUUUGAUGAAGAUGUAGCUAAAAUAGCUGACUUCGAUUUGUCAAACCAAGCUCCUGACAUGGCAGCCCGGCUUCACUCAACUAGGGUUCUGGGAACAUUUGGAUACCAUGCACCUGAGUAUGCAAUGACUGGUCAACUUAGCUCUAAGAGUGAUGUGUACAGUUUUGGAGUUGUUCUUCUGGAGCUAUUGACUGGGAGGAAACCUGUCGACCAUACAUUACCGAGGGGGCAGCAGAGCCUUGUCACAUGGGCCACCCCAAGACUGAGUGAAGAUAAGGUUAGGCAAUGUGUUGACUCAAGACUUGGAGGGGACUAUCCUCCUAAGGCUGUUGCAAAGUUUGCAGCUGUUGCGGCAUUGUGCGUCCAAUACGAAGCUGACUUCCGGCCAAACAUGAGCAUCGUCGUCAAGGCGCUCCAGCCCUUGCUGAACGCGCGAGCAGCCCAUCCCGGGGCUGAACAUGCUGGGCGCUAAGCUCCAGUCGGACCUUUUGUAUGAUAUAAUAGUUAAGGAAAAAUGAGCCAUCAAUUGUUGUUCUCGCGGGGCGGGGCGCGUGGCAGGCGGUUUUUGUACAUUUGUGAUUAUUCUUCCCAAGUUGUAACCCUCUGAGAUUCUAGUACCAGAAAUAUUCGAUUCUUUGUAUCGGUUGCAAGAUCAGCAAGUAUCUAGUACCUAGAACACCGUUCAUCAGACGAGAAAAGAAGGAAGAAAAUAAACACUGCUGCGUGUGAUCUUA
Messenger RNA from Hordeum vulgare subsp. vulgare (domesticated barley), 1507 nucleotides. Its product is annotated as pto-interacting protein 1-like. The record is from RefSeq and is a predicted model, not a curated record. Gene Ontology annotation, molecular function: protein kinase activity; ATP binding. NCBI's taxonomy places the organism in Eukaryota, Viridiplantae, Streptophyta, Magnoliopsida, Poales, Poaceae. Gene Ontology annotation, biological process: protein phosphorylation. The coding region runs from base 157 to 1245 and encodes 362 amino acids. The transcript is spliced from 8 exons.